AUGGAAAUAAAAGGUGCUUAUAUGCAAUCCAGACCUAAAGUACCAAAACGUAUACGCUGCUGGUUUUUGUUCUCUGUCAAUUCAUCUCUAGUAAUGACUACUGACUUUGCAAAAUGCAAUCCUAACAAUGUCGAUUCAUCGAACGACCUUCCUCCGGAAAUUGAUAACGAAAUUUUAGAAGCAGAUCUUGAGGAAAAACAACGCCUAAUAAGUCAGAUUUUGGAGCUACAACAUACACUUGAGGAUUUAUCCACACGGGUAGAUGCUGUGAAAGAAGAAAAUUUAAAAUUACGUUCUGAAAAUCAAAUCCUUGGCCAAUAUAUCGAAAAUAUGAUGGCAAAUUCAUCAGUUUUUCAAUCAACAUCACCACGUGUUGAUGAAAAUAGGUCACGUACAAAUAAAAGAGUUGGGAGAUGA
Molecule: messenger RNA, 417 nt
Organism: Schistosoma intercalatum
Lineage: Eukaryota; Metazoa; Platyhelminthes; Trematoda; Strigeidida; Schistosomatidae
Source: the annotation of a GenBank genome assembly